Molecule: messenger RNA, 176 nt
Organism: Paramecium pentaurelia
Lineage: Eukaryota; Ciliophora; Oligohymenophorea; Peniculida; Parameciidae
Source: the annotation of a GenBank genome assembly
AUGCAUCAAAAAAGACCAGGUAAUUCAAAGUAUUUAAAUAAGAUAGGGGACCAUUACCAUUAGAUCAUUUUCAUAAGUGUGAUAACGAAGCAAAAUAAUAAAAUUAAUAUAUCCAAAAACAUGAGAAUAUGGAAAAAAGAUGUAGAAAAUAUCGGGUGGACUAUUUGCAAUGUUGA